AUUAGCACCAUUUAGUUUUCUGCUUGAUGUUAACGUUUUAUUAACGUUAAGUUUUUAAUUUUAUUUGGCGAAAUAAAACUUUCAAACUUACUGUUUGAACUUUUUACAUGUUUUGAAAACAAAAGCAUGCCACGAUUACCUGUGCAUUUAGCUUCUGGAUGUGGAUUUGCAAUAAAAAGUAGACCAAAGUCCAUAAGAUUAGUUCGUUAUGGUUGUACCAACCGACCAUUCUAUCACAUCGUUGUAAUGGAUUCUUUUAUCAAAGGAGGGUUUUUCAUCCAAUCACUAAAAAAUUCAUUAAUAAAUUUUUCUACUCCAGCUACGUUACUCAUUGACUUGUAGAUAAUGAUAGCUAUAGCCGUGAAGCUUAAAAUGUGAGCUUGUACUGCUCUUGAGAAUGCAUGACCCGCAAGCAUUUUUUUAACGGAUUCUGGAGCAUAUACUACGGACCACAUUUCUUCGAGUCCACUUCCGUCCAUGAUAUAACCAAUUGCUCCUAAAAAUGACAUUAGCAAAUGGAAACCUCCUAAACGAAUCACAUCUUUCAAUUCACCAUUUUCCGACUGUGCAACAAUACAGCGAGCUUUCCAAUAUAAAGACAAAAUCGAAUCAAAAGAAACCGCCAAUAGAACAACUUGGAAGUUUUGACGAAUGCCAAAAUAUUUUUAACGAAAAGCUUGUAACAGUUAACUAUGAACGGAUACAAUACUGGAUUGGACAAGGAGCAUCGGUUUCUCGACCACUUUUGGAAAUACUAGGAAUUUCUGGGUUAUUACCUAUCCAUCCAAGAACAUAUAUAACUGCUUGGCGAAAAAGAUAGAUUUAAUAAAAUGUAACCUUUAAAAAUGAAUAAAUAAAAAAUUAAACUGUUUUUGGAGAUAAAACUGUGUUACAGAAUGAUGAACAUUCACAAGUGCAAUUAUUUCUGUAAUAAUAAUUCAGGUCAAGUUGCUCUUUAAUAAUGUCCCAAUGUUCGAACUUAUAUAAGCAAUAAAUACAUAGACAGCGAAAA
This is a messenger RNA of Nasonia vitripennis (jewel wasp), 1012 nucleotides long. It is a transcript of the gene mRpS16, whose product is annotated as probable 28S ribosomal protein S16, mitochondrial. The transcript is spliced from 3 exons. The coding region runs from base 503 to 820 and encodes 105 amino acids. Gene Ontology annotation, biological process: mitochondrial translation. Lineage: Eukaryota; Metazoa; Arthropoda; Insecta; Hymenoptera; Pteromalidae. Gene Ontology annotation, molecular function: structural constituent of ribosome. Gene Ontology annotation, cellular component: mitochondrial small ribosomal subunit; ribosome. The record is from RefSeq and is a predicted model, not a curated record.